Auxenochlorella protothecoides is the source of this 957-nucleotide messenger RNA. RefSeq lists its product as hypothetical. Bases 1 to 957 code for a protein of 318 amino acids. The transcript has 8 exons. The record is from RefSeq and is a predicted model, not a curated record. Lineage: Eukaryota; Viridiplantae; Chlorophyta; Trebouxiophyceae; Chlorellales; Chlorellaceae.
AUGCCCCAGCACCUUGUGCUUCGUGAUGCUGCCCAGGCAGACUCUGUAGUGGCCUGCUGCCCCCUCUACCUCAAGGGCCAUUCAUAUGGGUAUAGUUGCGUACCCUUCACGCCCGUGCCAGGCCCACGAUUGCUGGUCAAACCGGGGCCCUACAAGGAAAACAUCACCAGGGCACUCAUGCAAACUCUGUACCAGGUGGCAGAGGGCAUGAACGUCUCCUCCCUGCACCUCACAUUCUGCACCCAGGAGGAAAGCAUGUGCAUGGCGGGAAGAGCAGGCGGACAGUACCUGCACCGGACAGGGAUCCAGUACCAUUUCCAAAACAAGGGCUACAGCACCUUUGAGGCGUACCUGGCCGACCUCCGGCAGUCCAAACGCAAGGCAGAGCGAAAGAGGGCGCGGGAGGGCGGCAUCCAUGUGAGCCGGCUGACGGGGGCUGACCUGCGUCCCAGCCACUGGGAUGCAUUUUACGAGUUCUACCUGGACACAUCGUCCCGGAAGUGGGGCACCCCCUACCUCACCCGCGACUUCUUCCACCGGCUGGGUGAGGCCAUGCCAGACCAGGUGGUGCUCGUGAUGGCGCAGCAAGGCGGGCGGUACAUUGCUGGCGCGCUGAAUAUGCAGGGCAGCCACACCCUGUACGGGCGGAACUGGGGUGCGCUGGGGGGUGGCGACGCUCACAAAUUCCUCCACUUUGAGCUCUGCUACUAUCAGGCCAUUGAGCAUGCCAUCGCUGCUGGGCUCGACAGAGUGGAGGCUGGAGCCCAAGGCGAGCACAAGAUCCAGAGGGGCUACACCCCAUCCCUGACACACUCGUGCCACUACAUCUGCAACCCAGACUUCAGGAGCAUUGUCGAGAACUUCUUGCACAGGGAGAGGGCUGGCGUGGAAUUUACCAUGCGAGAGCUCGCAAUGGCAUCGCCAUUCCGUGAAGUCCCCGGUCUGCCCCAUGUAUGA